AUGUCCAGUCCAUUACUAUUGCUCGGAGCAGGCUUCGUCACCCGCCCAACUGCGGUCGAGCUUGACAAGGCCGGUGUCAAGGUCACUGUCGCCUGCAGAACCCUCGAGAGUGCACAGAAACUCGCCCACGGCUUGCAACAUGCGUCCGCCAUCUCGCUCAAUGUCAACGAUGCUGCUGCCCUCGAGGCCGAGGUCGCCAAGGUCGAUCUUGUCAUCUCCUUGAUUCCAUACACCUUCCACGCUCAGGUCAUUCAGGCCGCCAUCAACCAGAAGAAGCACGUCGUCACCACCUCAUAUGUCUCGCCAGCUAUGCUUGCGCUCGAUGAGCAGGCCAAGGCGGCUGGCAUCACAGUCUUCAACGAGAUCGGUCUCGACCCGGGCAUCGACCACCUCUACGCCGUCAAGACCAUCACCGAGGUGCACGAGCAGGGUGGCAAGAUCACAGGAUUCCUUUCGUACUGCGGUGGUCUGCCCGCACCUGAGGAUUCGGACAACCCUCUUGGAUACAAGUUCUCAUGGUCGCCUCGUGGUGUGCUCCUUGCCGCCAACAACACCGCUCAGUUUUACCGCGAUGGCAAGACUGAGACCGUCGCUGGCGCUCGUCUCAUGGCCACGGCUCAACCUUACCACAUCUAUCCCGGCUACGCGUUCGACGCAUACCCGAACCGUGACUCUACCCCUUACCGUGAGCGAUACAAUAUCCCCGAAGCUGAGACCGUCAUCCGUGGUACCCUCCGCUACCGCGGAAACCCAGCAUUCGUCCAGGUCUUGCAGGAGCUUGGUCUGCUCAACGGCGACGCCAAGGACUUCCUCUCCAAGCCCAUCCCAUGGAACGAAGCCUUUGCGCAGAUCCUCGGCGCCAAGUCCUCGUCCGAAGCCGACCUCGAGGCAGCUGUCUCCUCCAAGGCCAACUUCAACUCAGCCGAGGACAAAGAGCGCAUCUUGGCUGGCCUGCGCUGGGUCGGUCUCUUCUCCACUGAGCCCAUCACUCCCGCCGGUACCGCUCUGGAUGCCUUGUGCGCCUCGUUGGAGCACAAGAUGCAGUACGCUCCCGGUGAGCGUGAUUUCGUCAUGCUCCAACACAAGUUCUUCAUCACCUGGGCCGACGGUCGCAAGGAGGUGCGCACUUCGACGCUUGCCGAGUAUGGUGCGCCUGAGCCCGGCAGCGGAGCCAACGACGAUGGCCAAGGUUACAGCGCCAUGGCCAAGCUCGUCGGUGUCCCCUGUGCCGUCGCUGUGCUGAUGGUCCUCUCUGGUGAGAUUUCCGCACGUGGUAUCUUGGCGCCGGUCACGCCUGAGUUGGCGGAGCCCCUGCGGUUGAAGCUCCAGAAGGACUAUGGCAUCGAGUUGAAGGAAAAGACUUUGGCUUAAGUAGUCUGACUAGGAAAGAAAAAAAGUUAAAUCUGAAAUGAUGAAUAUACUUGACACAG
Molecule: messenger RNA, 1430 nt
Organism: Dissoconium aciculare CBS 342.82
Lineage: Eukaryota; Fungi; Ascomycota; Dothideomycetes; Mycosphaerellales; Dissoconiaceae
Product: putative saccharopine dehydrogenase Lys9
Exons: 3
Coding region: 1-1371 (456 amino acids)
Cellular component (GO): cytoplasm
Molecular function (GO): saccharopine dehydrogenase activity
Source: RefSeq, a predicted model, not a curated record